Messenger RNA from Insectozyma verbasci, 1269 nucleotides. Lineage: Eukaryota; Fungi; Ascomycota; Pichiomycetes; Serinales; Debaryomycetaceae. The record is from the annotation of a GenBank genome assembly.
AUGCUACUGUUGUAUAGAAUAAGAAUAAGGAAUAUUAAAAAUAAGUCAUUUAUUCGACUUUAUUCUAUACCCAAGGAAACACCAGAAACAUUAUCACAGAAAGAAUUGAGAGAAAAAGCCAUUGCUGAUGCUUUAGCUAAAGAAGAAGAACAAAUUUAUAAAACUAAACAAUUACGUGAAUUAACUAAUGAAAUAACUAGUAAAAUCGACACUUUAAAUCAAACUCCUUUGAGUUUGAUGAAGAGUCGAUUAUUACUGUUAAAUGACCAAAUCUCAAAAUUAAAUCAAGAUAAAGUGAAACAAUUGGAUGACGAAUUAAAAGAUUAUAUUAUUAAAAAUUUAAGCUUACCGUCAAAUAUAAUAGAGAAAAGAUCUUUUCUUGAAGAAGAAUCAAAAUCAACUGAAAAUAAAGAAACUAAUUCUUCUUCAUUUUCAAAAAAUCAGUUGGAAUUUCCAAAUUUAAAACCAACUCCAGAUUAUAAAGAAUAUUCUCAACAAGAGUUAUUUGUAAGACAAAUGAAUAAUGCAAGAAUUAAUGGAAAUUUAGGUUCAACUAUAAAAGAUGUAUACAAUCCUAAAAAGAAUAUAAAUCAACCACCAAUUUCCAAAUCAUUAACAAUUGCAAAUUUAAUGGCUGCUGGUUGUCAUUUAGGUAAUUCAACACAAAAUUUUAGACCAAGUAAUCAACCUUUUAUAUAUGGUGUAUAUGAUGGUUUACAUAUUAUAGAUUUAAAUCAAACCAUUGAAAAAUUGAAAUUGGCAAGUAAUGUAAUUGAAGGUAUAUCUGAAAAAGGUGGUAUUAUAUUAUAUGUUGCUACUCAUAAAAAUUGGUCAAUUAAAAAAGGUUUAAUAAAUGCUUCAAAAAGAUCAAAAGGUUAUUAUGUUUCUAAAAAAUGGAUUCCUGGUACUAUAACAAAUUAUAAAGAAUUUUCAAAACAAAUUAAAGAUGGCAGAAUUAAAAUUGAUAUGGAAAAUAAUCAAAUUGAUACUGUAAAUCAAGAAACAAAAUCAAUUUUACCAGAUUUGGUUGUAUUAUUAAAUCCUGUAGAUAAUAAAGUCUGUAUUAAGGAAUGUUUGAGUAGAAACAUUCCAACUAUUGCAUUAUGUGAUACUGAUAUGGAACCAAGUUUAAUUACAUAUCCAAUUCCAUGUAAUGAUGAUUCAGAAAGAUCAAUUAACUUAAUGUUGGGUGUUUUAUCAAAAUCAGCAGAAAUUGGUUUAAAUAAAAGAUUAGAUGCUAUAAAGACAUUAAAAGAAAAACAAUUGUAA